AUGGAUUCCGCAUCGCAUAGGAAGCAGACGGAGGGGCCCUCUGGCUCAGCAGCUUCUCCUGAGCUGGUUAACCGGCUUAGUGAAAGCCGUUCUCCAUAUGUACGCGGCCACAUGCACAACCCGGUUGCAUGGCAAUUAUGGGAUGCUACCGCUAUAAAUCGAGCAAAGGAGCUUAAUCGGCUAAUUUUCCUAAGUAUCGGCUAUUCAGCUUGUCACUGGUGCCAUGUCAUGGAAAAGGAGUCCUUCAUGUCUCCUGAGGUCGCCGCGAUUCUCAAUAAAUCGUUUAUUCCGAUCAAGCUAGACCGAGAAGAGAGGCCGGACAUCGACGAUGUGUACAUGAAUUACGUUCAGGCAACUACAGGCUCCGGAGGCUGGCCACUAAACGUUUUCCUGACCCCCGACCUUGAGCCUGUGUUUGGAGGCACGUACUGGCCGGGACCAAACACAAUUCCACUCCCCAAGUUUGGAGGCGAAGGACCUGCGGCUUUCGUUGAUGUGCUGGAGAAGCUGCGAGAUGUCUGGGCCACGCAGCAGCUACGAUGCCGAGAGAGCGCAAAGGAGAUCACUCGGCAGCUUCGUGAGUUCGCUGAAGAAGGCACCCAUUUGGCGCAAGCAAACAAGAACGAACAGCAGGAAGACCUUGAAGUCGAGCUGCUAGAGGAAGCCCUCGGACAUUUCGUCACUCGAUAUGAUGCCAUCAACGGCGGGUUUUCAACAUCUCCUAAAUUCCCAACACCUGUUAAUCUGUCAUUCCUUCUUCGCCUGGCAAGAUAUCCGGAUGAGGUGAUGGAUAUAGUUGGCCGGGAGGAGUGCGCCAGGGCUACUGAGAUGGCAGUAAACACGAUGGUCAAGGUGGCGCGGGGAGGUAUUCGGGAUCAGAUUGGCUACGGUUUCUCGCGGUACAGUGUCACUCCGGACUGGAGUCUACCGCACUUUGAGAAAAUGUUAUACGAUCAAGCUCAACUACUUGAUGUCUAUAUUGACGGAUUCGAGGCGAGUCACGAACCAGAGCUGCUAGGUGCCAUCUAUGAUCUCGUCACCUACAUGACGAGCCCCCCGAUCCUAUCGCCUAUGGGAUGUUUCUACUCAUCUGAAGAUGCAGACAGUCAGCCCAGCCCGGAAGAUACCGAGAAGCGGGAAGGUGCAUACUACGUAUGGACAUUAAAAGAGCUGAAACAAAUAUUGGGACACCGCGAUGCUGACGUUUGUGCACGCCACUGGGGAGUUUUACCUGACGGAAACGUGGCGCGUGUAAACGACCCCCACGACGAAUUUAUGAACAGGAACGUUUUAAGGAUCGCCACGACACCCGCUCAAGUUGCGAAGGAGUUUGGACUACACGAGGAAGAAACGAUAAGGAUUCUAAAGGCAUCUAGAGCGAAACUGCGAGAGUUUAGAGAGACGAAAAGAGUACGACCGGAAUUAGACGAUAAGAUAAUCGUUGCAUGGAACGGACUUGCGAUCGGUGCGCUGGCAAAAUGCGCCAUACUGCUCGAGGAAAUCGAUAUUGAAAAGUCAAAACACUGUAAGCUCAUGGCUGGAAAUGCAGUCAAGUUUAUCAAGGAGAAUCUCUAUGAUGCCGAAUCCGGCCAGCUGUGGCGAAUCUAUCGUGCUGAUUCUAGGGGUAACACGCCUGGAUUCGCUGACGACUAUGCCUACCUUAUAUCGGGGUUGGUCCAACUCUAUGAGGCAACAUUUGAUGACAGCUAUUUGCAAUUUGCAGAUCACUUGCAACAAUAUCUCAAUAAAUAUUUCAUAUCCGUGUCCGCGGACGACAGCAGCAUCUGUACGGGGUUCUACCUGACCCCUUUGGAGGCCGUGACAGAUACACCUGGCGCGCUCUUCCGUCUCAAGACAGGAACUGACUCCGCGAUGCCUUCUACCAACGGUGUCAUCGCUCAGAACCUGCUGCGACUAUCCUCGUUACUAGAGGACGAAUCCUACAAGACGAUGGCUAAGCAAACAUGCAACGCCUUCGCGGUGGAGGUGAUGCAACAUCCCUUCCUCUUCGUUGGCCUGUUGGAUGUCGUCGUUGGCCUUGAGGUAGGUACAAAGAGUAUAACAGGCGUUUUGGGCAACGAUCAAUCAACAGGAACAGCGACGGGUGAUGGUAGCACGAAAGCGGAAAGCAGCCUGAUUCGGAAGAUGCGCGCUGAAGCGGGUAGUACAGCCUCGACCAGCGCAGCCGUUCCCUCCAUGGUCGACGUUCGUGCUACCGGCGACGGACGGGCAAACACAUCGAAAUGGCUCCGGGGGCGGAAUUCGCUGCUCAAGGACCUCUCGUCGGGGAAAAACUUCUUACUCGUGUGCGAAGCAGGAUCAUGCCGGACGGUCGAUAUCCCGCUGGAAGAUGCCUAG
Messenger RNA from Arthroderma uncinatum, 2358 nucleotides. RefSeq names its product DUF255 domain-containing protein. The record is from RefSeq and is a predicted model, not a curated record. Bases 1 to 2358 code for a protein of 785 amino acids. NCBI's taxonomy places the organism in Eukaryota, Fungi, Ascomycota, Eurotiomycetes, Onygenales, Arthrodermataceae. The transcript is spliced from 4 exons. Gene Ontology annotation, biological process: carbohydrate metabolic process.